CUACAGACCGAUGUGGUCCUUGGUCUCCUCGACAAUGAUUUUCAGGGCUUCAUUAAGUGAUAUCAAAUGGAAAAAAUUCCUGGAACUCGAAGUUCCCGAGACCUCACGCAAUCCUUGACCUCGAUGAAUGUUGUGACUCAUUACCGGUACUGGAAUCCGGCCUCGUGAUCUCAUACGAGCUAGAUCCAUAAUGCAGGGAAGCUUGCUUUGUUGAAUUAUAUGGUUAAUUGUUCUCAGUUUCAU
Messenger RNA from Nezara viridula (southern green stink bug), 243 nucleotides. Lineage: Eukaryota; Metazoa; Arthropoda; Insecta; Hemiptera; Pentatomidae. The record is from the annotation of a GenBank genome assembly.